GGGGCCAUUGUGGAGAAGCGGAUCCUGGCCAAGGUGCACAGCCGGUUCAUCGUCACGCUGGCCUACGCCUUCCAGACCAAGCUGGACCUGUGUCUGGUCAUGACCCUCAUGAACGGCGGAGACCUCAGGUACCACGUCUACAACGUGGAUGAGAAGAAUCCCGGUUUUCUGGAGCCCCGGGCCGUUUUCUACACGGCCCAGAUCAUCUGCGGCCUGGAGCAUCUGCACCAGAACCGUAUCAUCUACCGGGACCUCAAGCCGGAGAACGUGCUGCUGGAUGACGCGGGGCACGUCCGGCUGUCGGACCUGGGGCUGGCGGUGGAGCUGCCGGAGGGAAAGGAGAAGACCAAGGGGUACGCGGGGACCCCAGGGUUCAUGGCCCCCGAGCUGCUGAAGAACGAGGAAUAUGACUGGAGUGUGGAUUACUUCACCCUGGGGGUGACCCUCUAUGAGAUGAUCGAAGCCAAAGGCCCCUUUCGCUGCCGGGGGGAGAAAGUGGAGAACAAGGAGGUGACCCGGCGCAUCCUGCACGACCCGGUGAAAUACUCGGAGAAGUUCAGCGCCGCCUGCCGGGCCGCCUGCGAGGGGCUCAUGGCCAAGGAUCCCGCCGGCCGCCUGGGCUUCCGGGACAACCAGUGCGCCCAGCUCAAGGCCCAGCCCCUCUUCCAGAUGGUGAACUGGGGCCGGCUGGAGGCAGGCCUGGUGGAGCCGCCCUUCGUGCCCGACCCCAAGACGGUCUACGCCAAGGACAUCGGCGAGGUGGGCGCCUUCUCCACGGUGAAGGGCGUGGUGCUGGACGAGCAGGACAAGGCGUUCUACGAGGACUUCUCCUCUGGCAACAUCCCCAUCCCCUGGCAGGAGGAGAUGGUGGAGACCGGCGUCUUCGGGGAACUGAACGUGUGGGGGGCCAAGGGCACUGUCCCCAGGGACCUCGACCCCAACGCGCCCGCCAACAGCGUCAGCAGCAAAUCGGGGACAUGCCUCCUGCUGUGAAGGGGGGGGUGGGAACACGCCUCCCCCCACCUUGUGUCACCCCCCCAGAGACUUGGCUUGGCCCCCUGCUCCCAUCCCACUAGGGACUUGGUGACCCCUACAGCUCCCGUCUCACAGCUGCAUGAGAU
Terrapene triunguis (Three-toed box turtle) is the source of this 1121-nucleotide messenger RNA. RefSeq names its product G protein-coupled receptor kinase 1 (gene GRK1). Gene Ontology annotation, molecular function: G protein-coupled receptor kinase activity; ATP binding. Gene Ontology annotation, cellular component: cytoplasm. Gene Ontology annotation, biological process: signal transduction; regulation of signal transduction; protein phosphorylation. NCBI's taxonomy places the organism in Eukaryota, Metazoa, Chordata, Testudines, Emydidae. The annotation marks the transcript as partial. The record is from RefSeq and is a predicted model, not a curated record. The transcript is spliced from 6 exons.